AGUAGUAAAAGGAACCGAACGGGUCCUUGGAAAUGGAGAAUUGUGAUUUGAGCAUAAGAAAUUACGUUUAUUAUUUUAUAAUGAAGUUGUGAGUAGUCAACCAAUUUCAACAUCUCGUUUCAUUGAUCUUUUUUCUCUAAGUCCUAACCUUAUCUUCCUUUACCUAAUGACGGAUCACUCAGAUUCUUCUCCUCUAAUCCCUCCCCCACCCCUCGCCGAGAUCGACCUCGAAGCCGCUACCACCGAACAAAUUCAAUGCCGAAUUUGUCUUGAAACUGAUGGUAGGGAUUUCAUUGCUCCUUGCAAGUGCAAAGGUACAUCAAAGUAUGUACACCGAGAGUGUUUGGAUCAUUGGCGAGCGGUUAAGGAAGGGUUUGCAUUUGCUCACUGCACUACCUGCAAGGCUCCUUACCAUUUGCGUGUUCAUGGCGCUGCUGAUAGAAAAUGGCGUACCUUGAAAUUUCGUUUUUUUGUGACCAGAGACAUUUUGUUUAUAUUUCUGGCUGUACAGCUUGUCAUUGCUUCAUUGGCUUAUUUGAUUUAUCUAAUAGAUGGUUACCAGCAGUAUUGGCUUCGCCUUGUUUGGGGUUUUGAUAGUGAACUGAGCUUUUACUAUAUUAGCGGAGCAUUGUUGUUUUUUGUGUUGCUUGGCCUGUCUGGAUGCUUUAUUACUUGUUAUGAUCGAAGAGUUCGCAAUGAUUUGGCUCAGCCUUGUAGAGAAAUAUGUCUUUGUUGCUGUCAACCAGGAGUUUGUGCAGACUGUCAUUUACCGGGUACCCUUUGUAUGUGGACUGAUUGCACUGCAUGCUUUGAGAGUUGUGGAACCAUGGCAACUGAAUGUGGUGGAUGCAUGGGAGGUGCUGGGGAAGCAGGGUUACCAUUAUUAUUCAUAAUGGCUUUGAUUUUUCUUGGACUCUUUACUGUAAUUGGGAUAUUUUACAGUGUGUUAGUUGCUACCAUGGUUGGACAACGGAUAUGGCAGCGCCAUUAUCACAUACUUGCAAAAAGGAUGCUGACAAAGGAGUAUGUCGUGGAAGACGUUGAUGGAGAGAUAACAGGGUCUGAUUGGUGUCCUCCGCCUCUCCCCUCGGAGCAUGUACAGCAGCUGAAAACACUGGGCCUCCUAUGAGUUUGAAACCGUAGGGGUAAAACUGGCACUUUGCUUGGUAGUUUGGUUCUUGUCAGGGAGAUAUGCAGUUAAUUGAUAAAAUUUGAGCUACUCAAGUGACUCAACUCAAUUAGUUUUGACUUGUAAAAUUGUGCUAGUCUAUCGACAUUUGUGGAUUUCUAUUGCGUCUACAAUUGUAAAGAAAUGGAAGAGAAUUCUUUGAAUAUAUCUAAUUACAGAUAUAUUGUAAUGUAAUAAUGUCCACGAUUUU
This is a messenger RNA of Abrus precatorius (Indian licorice), 1379 nucleotides long. RefSeq lists its product as uncharacterized. Gene Ontology annotation, molecular function: zinc ion binding. The transcript is spliced from 7 exons. Bases 167 to 1129 code for a protein of 320 amino acids. The record is from RefSeq and is a predicted model, not a curated record. Lineage: Eukaryota; Viridiplantae; Streptophyta; Magnoliopsida; Fabales; Fabaceae.